AUGUUCAUUUUCAUGGGAGUCUUCUUCCUCCUUAAUAUUACAGUUCUAAUGGCCAAUUUCAUUGAUCCCAGGUGCUUUUGGAGAAUAAAUUUGGAUGAAAUAACGGAUGAAUCUUUGGGAAUGUCUUGUGCUUUCAUCCUGGCAGCAGUUCAGACACCCACUGAAAAAGAUUAUUUCAAAAAGACUCUUAAUGUUCUAAAAACAACUAAAAACCACAAAUAUGCUUUGGCAUUGGUNUUUGCAAUGGAUGAAAUCAACAGAAAUCCUGAUCUUUUACCAAAUAUGUCUUUGAUUAUAAGAUACACUUUGGGCCAUUGUGAUGGAAAA
Mus caroli (Ryukyu mouse) is the source of this 327-nucleotide messenger RNA. Lineage: Eukaryota; Metazoa; Chordata; Mammalia; Rodentia; Muridae. The record is from RefSeq and is a predicted model, not a curated record.